Messenger RNA from Lycium ferocissimum, 2693 nucleotides. Its product is annotated as vegetative incompatibility protein HET-E-1-like. NCBI's taxonomy places the organism in Eukaryota, Viridiplantae, Streptophyta, Magnoliopsida, Solanales, Solanaceae. The record is from RefSeq and is a predicted model, not a curated record. Bases 1383 to 2330 code for a protein of 315 amino acids. The transcript is spliced from 9 exons. Gene Ontology annotation, molecular function: protein binding.
AGUAUAAGAACUAUGAGAGCCUCUCACACUCGCGUGAAGAUCUUGAAAAGGAGUGCAAGGAAGUAGGAAAAGGACAUAGCUUCUACGAUUUCCAGUUCAACACAAGGCUCGUCAAAUCGACUAUUGUGCACUUUCAGGUACAUGAAUCUUUAAUCAGAGUGUCACAUGAAACUUUCUAAUAGUAGAAGAUCUUUGUUUGGAGCUUCACUUUUGAAUAUUUCAUCAUGAAUCAGCUGGCUGUAUUUUGAGGACAGGGUUUUAAUAUGGAAGCUCAGUGGUGAGGACAGAACUUGGCUUUUGCUGGAUUUGCCGACGUAGAUUAUAGUUUUGAGUCGAAGUUGCCUGUUAUGUUCUAUUCUGCUAGCAUCUGUGUGUUUUAAGAGUUUGUGUGAUAGAGUAGAUAAAGAGCACACUUCAUUCAGUUUUGCAGUGUCAAACAGUAAAGUUGAGGCUGAUGGUUGAAAUUUCUGAACUUCCAUUUCCAUUUUGUGUGUCCCUCUAGAGAAUAAUUAUCACUUGAUUUUAGUUAUGUUCAUCUGUUUAUUUCCACGGUCCGGCAUUUUCAGUUGGUCACUAACUACCUCUGUCACCAUUUCUGCACGAUUCAUCCCUUCCUAUUCAGAGCCCAUUGAUCAUUGCAUACCUUUCUCAGCUGUUGUUUUAAGAUGACGAGUUGAACAUAUUUGCUAGUCCUUAAGUGAAGUGGUUAAGUUCUAAUUCGUGUUGCAGAGAUGUUUGGUUGAAUUGUAUGUCCCUCUAGAGAAUAAUUAUCACUUAAUUUUAGUUAUGUUCAUCUGUUUAUUUCCACGGUCCUGCAUUUUCAGUUGGUCAUUAACUACCUCUGUCACCUUUUCUGCACGGUUCAUCCCUUCCUAUUCAGAGCCCAUUGAUCAUUGCGUACCUUUCUCAGCUGUUGUUUUAAGAUGAUGAGUUGAACAUUUUUGCUAGUCCUUAAGUGAAGUAGUUAAGUUCUAAUUCGUGUUGUAUAGAUGUUUAUGUUUGGUUGAAUUUUAUGUCCCUCUAGAGAAUAAUUAUCACUUGUUUUUAGUUAUGUUCAUCUGUUUAUUUCCACGGUCCUGCAUUUUCAAUUGGUCACUAACUACCUCUGUCAUCUUUUCUGCAUGGUUCAUCCCUUCCUAUUCAGAGCCCAUUGAUCAUUGCGUACCUUUCUCAGCUGUUGUUUUAAGAUGAUGAGUUAAACAUUUUUGCUAGUCCUUAAGUGAAGUGGUUAAGUUCUAAUUCGUGUUGUAGAGAUGUUUGGUUGAAUUGUAUUCUUUCAAAAAUUGAUCAAUAUCAUGUAUGCAUUGAUAUUGUAUCUAUAUUUCAGCCUUAGAAGCAGGAUUGCAGUUAGUGUGUGAGCAGCUGGAGCAAGCAUUUUCCAUAUGUUGAGGAAUCUCUUGUGGUCGACAUCCAAACAUGAUGUGUAUCUCAUGCAAGAUUACUCUGUGAUGCACUGGUCCUCACUUCUCAGGAGGGGAAAAGAAGUGCUAAAUGUUGCUAGGCCAUUGGUGCCCACUAUGAAAUACCCUGGAUCAGUGUCUCAAACACUUUCCCGAGUGCAGAUCAGCACUAUGGCUGUUAGAGAUGGUUUGGUGGCUGCCGGUGGUUUCCAAGGGGAGCUUAUCUGUAAGUAUCUAAACCAACCUGGAGUUGCAUUUAGUACAAAAAUAAGUAACGAAGAGAAUGCUAUAACUAAUGCCGUGGAUAUUUGUUAUAGCCCGACUGGCUCGAUGAGGGUAAUCACUGCUAAUAACGAUCAGCAAGUCAGAGUUUUUGAUGCGAAAAGCUUUGCUUGCACCAGUCAUUAUACAUUCCCUUGGUCUGUUAAUAACGUCUCGGUUAGCCCAGAUGGUAAAUUACUUGCUAUCCUUGGUGAUAGUCCAGAAUGUCUAAUUGCUGAUGCUCAAAGCGGGAAGGUUGUCAGCAACCUAAGAGGUCAUCUAGACUAUUCAUUUGCAUCAGCUUGGCACCCGGAUGGAAGAAUUUUGGCAACUGGUAACCAGGACACAACUUGCAGAUUGUGGGAUAUACGGAACACGUCACAGUCCAUAGCAGUGCUCAAAGGAAGGAUGGGAGCCAUCCGUGCAAUCAAGUUCACUUCAGAUGGGCGCUUCAUGGCCAUGGCCGAACCAGCUGAUUUUGUCCACAUAUUCGAUACAAAAUCUGAUUAUGGUGCCUGUCAAGAGAUUGAUUUGUUUGGCGAGAUUGCUGGGAUAUCCUUCAGCCCUGAUACUGAAGCUCUCUUUGUUGGAGUGGCAGACCGAACCUAUGGAAGCUUGUUGGAGUUCAACCGUAAACAUUACCACCAAUACCUUGAUUAUGUUUUGUAGUGAAAGGCGCCGGCCUGUGUCAGUUUAAUUUUGGCAACUGCUUGUUUGGUAUAUAGUUUGUGUAUAGUAUGCAGAAAACUUGGGGUAGACUCGUGUAACUUGGCCUUCUUAUGACAAUGCUCUGAAGGCAGGCCUAUGAUUUGGAGAACUAGUGUGAUAGGGAAAGAGCUAGGAUGACGUCCUAGCAGCUGAUGGCCAUGUAGGGGCUGUUUCUGCGGAAGUAUAUUGUUUAAGCGUGCAGAAAUAGGAAAAUCAUGCAGUAGUAAAUGUAAACCGCCAGUGCAUUUGUAUAUCAGAAACGAAUUUUGGAGUCGAGUUGUUUUUGUUGAUGGCCAACUUUAUCACAAUUCGAUGUGUUCGCUU